AUGGGGCGCGGAGCGCCCCCGGGAAAUAUCCUGCGCCCUCGGGCAGAGGGCCGGGGCGCAGAAGCGCCCCCGGGCAAAUCUGGGCCUAAGCAUGAAUAUGGACUAUAUUCGGAUACUUUAUGUGCGAUCCCUUCUUUUCCCUUCCAUUCCACCAUUCUUCCCUUUCUCGCUUUCGCUCCCCCCCUUGCGUCUGCAUUCGAAGGGGCUCAAGUUGGGGCGGAGCCAGCUAGAAAAAAACAUAAUUGUGAGCCGAUUGUGCUGGAUUCUGCGCAGGCGCCAAAGCUGGGGAGAACCCAGAUGUCCAAGGGCUGA
Messenger RNA from Klebsormidium nitens, 312 nucleotides. The record is from the annotation of a GenBank genome assembly. NCBI's taxonomy places the organism in Eukaryota, Viridiplantae, Streptophyta, Klebsormidiophyceae, Klebsormidiales, Klebsormidiaceae.